AAUUUAUAACCUUUCCACAGAUUCCCCCAUCUGUUCAUAUUCUACACAGCACAGCCAUAAAUCCAAACUUUUGACUCUUCUGUGGCCCUGAAGAGACUUCGCAUCGGGAUAGCUCGCUCCCUCCCUCUUCGUCUACCCCAAUCUCUCUCUCUCUCUCUCUCAAACAUGUCUGUCGCCCUGCAGAGGUUCCUAAUGGCUGCUGCUCUGCUCUUGGCCAUGUCUCUGUUUCCAAACAAGGCAGCUGGAGAGUUCGAGCAAUGGUGCGUGGCCGACGAGCAGACCCCCGAUGACGAGUUGCAGGCGGCCCUGGAUUGGGCCUGCGGGCAAGGAGGAGCUGACUGCAGCAACAUACAGGAGAAUGGACCCUGCUACGUCCCUAACACUUUGAGGGCCCACGCGUCCUAUGCCUUCAACAGCUACUACCAGCGCUUCAAGAACAGGGGCGGGUCCUGCUUCUUCCGAGGCGCCGCCAUGAUCACCGAGCUCAACGCCAGUAUGAACUCCAUACAUGGCAUUUUUUUCCUAGAUUGACAUUGACGUUCUGGGACAAUCUACAUUUUGCUUUCUACUUUUCUUCGAAAAUCAUGAUCAUAAUCAUAACUAAGAUGAGAGAAUGCUGGAAAAGUUUCACAAAACGCGGUUUCGACUUUUUGGAUGGAUUGAGGAUGCGUGUCGGGAGAGUUUCACGAUCCAAUGCCCAUGAAGCAGGAUCACAUGCAUGUCAAAAGGGCAGACAGGUCCCAUGUCAUGUGCCUUGGGAGUGGUUGCCCUGUGAGAUCUGAAUGGCAGUAUCUGUGGCUUCACACAUAAUUUAGUAUAUCUUUAUUGUUUCUUCUCUGAAUUUCCCUUCUUACACUUGAUGGUCAAUGUGAUAAUUCAAUAACAGCUAUUGGCGCA
Messenger RNA from Punica granatum (pomegranate), 897 nucleotides. NCBI's taxonomy places the organism in Eukaryota, Viridiplantae, Streptophyta, Magnoliopsida, Myrtales, Lythraceae. The record is from RefSeq and is a predicted model, not a curated record.